UGCAUGAGUUAAUUAUAAAGAAUAAUAAUGUAUGUUAGUUUUGUUCUAUGUCACUUUGACAUCUACUGUGCUGUUAAUCAUUCAGUCAGCUGUUUUACAGAACAGAUAAGUUAUUGAUCCCCCAUCCUGCACUCUGCUGCUGCAGAGGCGGGCAGCGCCUAGGGAGUCUCCUGUAAAUGUGAGCUCUUUGUCCUCUCUCUGUCCUCACAUCCUCCCUCAUCUCCUCCUCUUCAUCAUCUUCCUUCACUCUCCUUUAAUCCUCACUUAACUCCUCUUAUCUAUUCCCUUUUUCCCCCUACCCUCCCUUAUUUUUCACUCUCCAUACCACCUCUAGUCUAUACUCCCCUCUCUCUCUCAUGCGGUGCAUUCCCAUCUCUCCUCUUUCUGUCCAUAUGUUCUGCUCGUCUCCUCCAGCGUCCUCUAUGAGGUUUCUGUGCUGCAGAAAAAAGCCAGAGGGAUGAGCGGGGCUCACAGAAUGCAAGAGUUUAAAUACUGCAGAGAGGGAGCGACUUUGGUGAUUUCCUUGGAGGGUUUAAACUGGCUUUCUAAAAGGAGAUGCAAGGACAAAAGACACAAAAAAAGGGACGAGAAGCUCCAGUUGUUGAUGCCAUCUGAUGAAGAGCUGCAGCCAAUCACCUGCUUCUGUGUCUUCAAUAAGAGACGAUGUACAGGCCCUCGUAUACAGAGAAAAUACAGUGACCCCCAAUCAAGCUUUUUAACAUGGCCUCCUGUCUCAUACCCCCCUCGACAUGGUUAUCUUCCCAUGGAGCCGACCCCUCGCUCAACAUGCAACUCUUUGGCUUCUUUUGUCUCAGACUGUCCCAUGGAGGCCCGAUGGACAAGACCCAUUGUAGAUAUGAUGGACAUCAUCAGGUUGAUCACAAAGGGUCUAAACAUUAUGCACCAGCAGGAUGCUGCAACAAUGUUUAAUAGGUUCAUCAUUUUCUGUAAUGAAGAUAUACCCCUUGAACUUUAUAGUGACAUUUGUAUCGGUGGGGAUUGUAAGACAUCGUUAAAGGACACAGGAUGGCAUUUAAGUGAUAACAACGCGUCAAGUGAUUUCACAAAGUCCACUGCCAACCAGCUUCACAAUCUCAACGCCAACACCAACAACUCUCUGGGGAUUUAUAAAGAUCUUCAGAAAUCCUCUUCAAUCUGUGAUUCUCUAGGAGAUUUGUUGAGGAAGGACAAGAAAGCAACAAAGAGGAAGAGUGUGUCCUUUGAGGACGAUGUAACGGUCUACUUGUUUGAUCAGGAGAGCCCCACCUUGGAGCUGCACGCUGGGCCCUACGUAUCUCGGCCAAGCCACAACUCCAACCUGCCAGAGGCCACAAUAGAAGACACUGGCUUGGAGUGGGACGACGACUUCUCAGCUUUGGAGAAUAACUGCCACUCUCAGCUCUCCCUGCAGACACAGAACUGCACUGCUGCGUCCAGGCUAGACCGUUUCUCUUUAUCCCAAACCUGCCUGUUUCUCACACAUGUCACUGAGGCAGACCUUGAGCUAUGAGAUAAAGGGGUUAAUUCCCCAUUUUUGCACAGCAACCUUUUUACAUUGGAUGUCCCGCCUAGGGUCGGAGGUUAAAAUUUGGGUAUGUGACUUAUGACACGUUCCUUUUAGCUGUUUUCGUUAAGUUUUUGAUCCGCAAAGAGGUUCCUUUUUGCGUAAUGUCGUAACAUCUGAUCUGCCAGAAGAUCCUUACUUUUUUUUUUUUUAAAGCAGGGUUGAAUUCAAACAGGAAGUACUUUAAUCGUAUGACAGCAAAAACAUGCAAAAUAAAAUCCUUACUAUUUUUAAAUGUGAAAUUUUUCAAUUUCAAACAUGCGAUUAAUUAUGUGAUUAAUUACAUUAACUGCACAAAUUCAGAAUCAUUUGACAGCCCUAAUUACAUUAUAUAACAUUAUAAUAUAUGAUAUGAUGUAUUUGAUGUAUCAUACAAACUAUUAUCAUUUCACCACUUAGGAAUUAAAGAGCAAAUGAAAAGACAAGGAAAACUGACUUUUAGGAAAGACACUGGGUCAAACAAGUUAUUUAAAACCAUUAGUAAUGUUUGACAAAAGCUAACUUAGCUAACUAAGCUAGCUGUUAUAAUGUUUGUUGGCCAUUUAAUUGAAGUUUGACAAUAGCUAAUGUCAGCAUUCAAUUCAUAGAUAACAUAUAUUUUUGUUUAGCUUACUUUACGUAAGCUAGUAAUUCAAUCUCAAGCUUCUGCUACUUGCUUGUAUUAAUUGUGUUUCCUGUUGUGUAGCACUAAAGGCAGCAGUUAGCUUUUAGCCACUCACAAGCUAACAGUAUUUUUGUCUGAAUGCUAACAUUAGCUUUAUUGUUUGACUUUGACAUGUUUUAGACUUCCUUCUCUGACCAUAAUAUCUGAGGAACAUGCACUGUGAAUAUGUUCAAUGCCAUAUAACACAGUGGUAUUGGCAGCCUUCAUUUAAAGGCCGUCUCACUGUCACCAUGGUCGAAUGUGACAUCCACGCUUGUUUUUCUUUCAGACGGACGGCCUUGACCUAAUGGAAAAUCUGACGAAGAUCUCAUCCUCCUCAUCUCUUCCUCGUCUCCCAGCCUCCCCUCCUUCCCCUUUUCAUGAUGAGUCAGGGACGUAAACAGCUCUUUCUGAAAACACCUGCCGUUCAUGACAUCACAGCCACGCAGGACAGUGUGACAGUGCUUUCAGCUUUCUGACACGGUCGCUGAGUAUGAUGUGAUAACACAGCCUGGUUGUGCAACAGAGCCGGUACCUUUCCAGCUGCACAACUCUUCAUAAGAUACCUUUCAUGUCAUAAAUUGAAAAAAUAAAUUGUAAUCUGUGUCAAUC
Messenger RNA from Labrus bergylta (ballan wrasse), 2819 nucleotides. Lineage: Eukaryota; Metazoa; Chordata; Actinopteri; Labriformes; Labridae. The record is from RefSeq and is a predicted model, not a curated record.